AUGCAACAGCCUGAACUUGGAGGCAGCCGUUACCUCAGACCCGGUCCACCGAGCAGCCUUGCAAACAGCACAGACGAACAAUUUGCUCCAAACGAGCAAACAGCUGAAGUAGCUCCCGCUUGCAGCGCCGAGCAAGAUAUUGUCCAAACACAUUACAGCCCAAGAGGUGUUGUCUUGCUCUAUUUCCAGGGAGACUCCUCGGUAGAAGUCGACAAGCAUUUCAACCGGACUUUUUCAGAGCUGUAUUGCUUGCCAUCUGGUGCGGAAAAAUGUGUUGAUGGAACACAACUGCAAGGUGCAUUUGCUUUCAACUUCAGUUCAAUAUUGUAUGCAUAUUUUUGCAAUUCAAUUUUACUCUCGUCUUCUUGAACGCUAGCUGCAUAAGAACAUAAUCCACUUUCAAUUGUCGAUCAAAGUUUAUUUCGAACUUUGCUUAUCUUUCUCUUCACAAAAUUGCUUAUAUUCCACUUCCCAAAAUUCCCUGUCACAAAUAUCUUGAGCUCUAGUAGCUUCUUAAGCUAGCCUUACAAAAAUUUGCAGAGGGAAGUAAAAAAUUUGUUGAGAAACUUUCUCGCGGUAAAAUCCUGUUUUAUCUCAGAAAAGGAAAUCGAAGGUGGGGUGUCAAUAAUAAACGAAUGCGUGCUUCUUCCUACCGAGUAACUGUGAGAAAUUUCUGUCUCGAGAAAUGUAAAUAUCUUUUCUCACCUUCUCGAGACAGUUAAUAAUGUCGAACAUCCAUUUGUGAUCACCACCCAUACGCGAACAUUUCUCUUACGCAAUCACUUGCCCAAAGUAUGGAAAUUUUCGCAAUCAGUCCACUUCUAUAGUUGGAACCUGUUGUGAGCCAGACCGUCCUCAGGUAAGCUGUCACUUGACUCGUGGUCUUCUCAGGUGUAUCAGUUAUUGACUUGAAUUACUUGACCCGCUCAAUUCUGACAUCCUUUUAAUACGGUGCAGGAGACUUCCUAUGGUUAACUCAGGGUCUUUUGAAGAUGGGGAUGGUUCAGACUUGUUUCCGAUACAGACCACCCAGGGUGGCGCUCCGGCAAGCUUUUGGGUGUGGUCGCUUACAUUGCAGCCUGAACCUAUGACAAUAUAGGUUAAUUAGUAAAGCCCCGUGCAAACGGACGCAACAUUGUUGGAUGUGACAUGUUGCGUCCGUUUGCACACCCUGUUGCAUGUUGUUGGGAGUUGUUGCGCAAAGUUUGAAACAGGUCAAGCGUUUAGCUACGUGCAAACGGACGCAAUAACUCCCAACAUUGUUGGGACAGCAAUGUCGGGUGUUGUUGCGUCCUUUUGUACUUAGCUUAAAUCAGUAGUCCGAGGGCGAUCGGACCGUCUAAGAAAUGAGGCUUGAUCGAGGCUGAUCAGCAGUCUCCUGGAUGCGGUUUUAGAUAGCUAGAGUUCGCUCAGAAAGAACUUCUGGAGCCAAAUUCAGUUUGGACACCAAAUGCAAUGACUUGACACUUAUCAAAUUGCACGCGCACCAACAGUAGUUGGCUGUGUCCAGCCCACCACUAAAACUGUUCCAGGCAAGUAUAUUUGCAUAAAUGAAAUAUGAAAUCAACUUCCGCUGUCAGACACCUCAUCCUACUUCUCGGGAAGUUUCUGAAUGCCCCCCCCAAAUCUUGAAUGGAGAGGCCCAAUUGAUUACUGAAGUCAGUUUUUAUUUCGCUGUUUUCGUUCUACUGAUUAAGUUACCGCAUCCCAAUUCAAAUCAGCUGAAACUGUAGCUGUACGUGUGACGAAUCAAACACAGGGUCCGCCUCUCCCAUGUCUUGUCGAUUUUCCUGUUCAAUCCUCUGAUAUUUCUCAGUAUGUUUCUUUGUCUUUUUGUUUUCUUAGGGAGACCGACUGUUCCUAUGUCUCAACGCAACCUUCCAGCUUCAUUUUGGAUUCCGCCUUCAACAGACCAGACCCAUCAACUACCAACGAGUUACCAUCGUCAAAGCAACUCAAUGCGUUUGUUCCAGCAAAACGCACCAAACAGGACAACCUAUUAUAGCACUGGCUGUCAUGCCACCAACGGUUCACACGUCAGCCUCGAGCGAACCGCACCAAAUGUUGUUCAUACGUAUGCAAUUCCAGUCUCCUAUACUCAGCUCCCCAUGGGGGUGGUGAAACGUCUCCCCCCAGGACACCCCCAACAGGGCUCUCAACCGUCAUAUAAAGCGUCCGCGCCUCCUUUAACACAAGAAACUGAUAUUCAUUGCAAUGAGAUGCAGACUUCAUUUAGGUUUAAUCCUGGUUACAAUACACUUCUGGUGCAACCCGAGGUGAAACCUCAUCUGCCUGUUGUGCCUGGUGAGCCGUCCAGAGCAAAACACGAUGAAAAACGCAACCAUAUCUCUCCAAUUUAUCCGGGCGAAUUAAUGACGACGCCAAAGAGAGAAGAAAACUAA
Molecule: messenger RNA, 2402 nt
Organism: Porites evermanni
Lineage: Eukaryota; Metazoa; Cnidaria; Anthozoa; Scleractinia; Poritidae
Source: the annotation of a GenBank genome assembly